AAUACAUCAUACAAACCAUAAAUCCUUGAAGAAACAGUCCUAUAUAUCAAAAAAAUAUUAUGGAGUAGACAAAUAAUAAAUGUGCAGUGGAUUGGAAAAUAUAAUUUCAGCCAAAUAUUAAAAAAAUCCCAAAUGGUUGACUAUUCUCCCGUAACACUAUAUACUACACUAUAUAUAUAUGUCCACCAAGUUUGUCUAUACAAUUCAAGUCUAAGCAAUUAUUGCAUUUACUACCAAAAUGGAUUAUUAUUAUUAUUCUUCAACCAUCCUUCCGGUGUUCCUCCUCCUCCUCCUCCGCCAUUUCACCGCCAGCUACGCCGCCAACUUUGAAGUGCGUAACAACUGCCCAUACCCAGUAUGGGCAGCUGCAACACCAGUGGGCGGGGGCCGCCGACUCGACCAGGGCCAGGCAUGGUCGAUCAACGUGCCCACGGGCACGGCCAUGGCCCGCAUUUGGGGCCGCACAAAUUGCAACUUCGACGCGAGCGGGCGGGGCGGGUGCCAGACCGGCGACUGCGGGGGGUUGCUACAGUGCACGGGGUGGGGCAAGCCGCCGAACACCCUCGCCGAGUUCGCGCUCAACCAGUUCAACAACCUCGACUUCUUCGACAUCUCGAACGUCGACGGUUUCAACAUCCCCAUGCAGUUCGGCCCCACGAACCCCGGGGCCGACAAGUGCCAUGCAAUUUCUUGCACGCCACCUGACCUGGUCGGGCAGUGUCCCGGCCAGCUCAAGGUCGACGGAGGGUGCAACAAUCCUUGCACCGCGUUUGGGACCCCGGAAUAUUGUUGUACCAACAAUAUUUCAUGUGGUCCCACAAACUAUUCUAGGUUUUUUAAGGAUAGGUGCCCAGAUGCUUACAGUUACCCUAAAGAUGAUGCCACUAGCACCUUUGCUUGCCCUGCAGGAACAACUGAUUAUAGGGUUGUUUUCUGCCCCUAAAAAUGAUGUCAUUAUACGAUACUGUAUUUAUAUAUAUUUUUAAAUAAUGAUUAUUAUGAGUUUCAUGAUAAAUUAAAAUUUAAAUGAAUAUAGACAUGGUCAUCACGUCUAUAUUCAUGUUAAAAAUGUACCGGAGAAGAAUUGGUUGUGCGUGUAAUAAUUUAGUUUAUUACUACUAUGGUUUGAAGCUAAUUAGUAAGAAAAAUAAAAGGCUUUGGAUCUU
Messenger RNA from Cuscuta campestris, 1166 nucleotides. The record is from the annotation of a GenBank genome assembly. NCBI's taxonomy places the organism in Eukaryota, Viridiplantae, Streptophyta, Magnoliopsida, Solanales, Convolvulaceae.